AAGCCGAUGACGACGAACGCCGAACGAACGAGGAGAGGAGCCGACUUCGGAAGUCUUGACAGUUCUAAACCAGCUCGUUUUCUGGCCUGUAACUCUAUUGGACUGGAUGGUCCUUUAGUUGGCCUGUAACUCUAUUGGACUGGAUCGUCCUUUAGUUGGCCUAUAACUCUAUUGGACUGGAUGGUCCUUUAGUUGGCCUGUAACUCUAUUGGACUGGAUGGUCCUUUAGUUGGCCUAUAACUCUAUUGGACUGGAUCGUCCUUUAGUUGGCCUGUAGCUCUAUUGGACUGGAUGGUCCUUUAGUUGGCCUGUAACUCUAUUGGACUGGAUGGUCCUUUAGUUGGCCUGUAACUCUAUUGGACUGGAUCGUCCUUUAGUUGGCCUGUAACUCUAUUGGACUGGAUGGUCCUUUAGUUGGCCUGUAACUCUAUUGGACUGGAUGGUCCUUUAGUUGGCCUAUAACUCUAUUGGACUGGAUCGUCCUUUAGUUGGCCUGUAGCUCUAUUGGACUGGAUGGUCCUUUAGUUGGCCUGUAACUCUAUUGGACUGGAUGGUCCUUUAGUUGGCCUGUAGCUCUAUUGGACUGGAUCGUCCUUUAGUUGGCCUGUAACUCUAUUGGACUGGAUCAUCCUUUAGUUGGCCUAUAACUCUAUUGGACUGGAUGGUCUGUUCCACACAAGAUGAUGAUUAUCCAGAAAUCUUUUUCUCAAUAUUUCAACUCAGAUGUUGAGCAGAGAAGGUUCCCUCCUGAAUUGGCCGUAAUAAUGAGAAGAAUAUAUGAAUGUGAUGUAGAAUGUGUUUUUAUAUGAAUGCAUGCCUCUGCUGAAGGAGAUAAUGCCUCUACCAGUCCCUCUACCAGUCCCUCUACCAGUGCCUCUACCAGUGCCUCUACCAGUCCCUCUACCAGUGCCUCUACCAGUCCCUCUACCAGUCCCUCUACCAGUGCCUCUACCAGUCCCUCUACCAAUGCCUCUACCAGUGCCUCUACCAGUGCCCCUACUAGUCCCUCUACCAGUGCCCCUACCAAUGCCCCUACCAGUGCCACUACCAGUGCCUCUACCAGUCCCUCUACCAGUGCCCCUACCAGUGCCUCUACCAGUGCCUCUACCAGUGCCCCUACCAGUGCCUCUACCAGUCCCUCUACCAGUGCCUCUACCAGUCCCUCUACCAGUGCCCCUACCAGUGCCUCUACCAGUGCCUCUACCAGUGCCCCUACCAGUGCCUCUACCAGUGCCCCUACCAGUGCCUCUACCAGUGUCCCCUACCAGUGCCUCUACCAGUGCCCCUACCAGUGCCUCUACCAGUCCCUCUACCAGUCCCUCUACCAGUGCCUCUACCAGUGCCUCUACCAGUGCCUCUACCAGUCCCUCUACCAGUGCCUCUACCAGUCCCUCUACCAGUCCCUCUACCAGUCCCUCUACCAGUGCCCCUACUAGUCCCUCUACCAGUGCCCCUACCAAUGCCCCUACCAGUGCCACUACCAGUGCCUCUACCAGUCCCUCUACCAGUGCCCCUACCAGUGCCUCUACCAGUGCCCCUACCAGUGCCCCUACCAGUCCCUCUACCAGUCCCUCUACCAGUGCCCCUACCAGUGCCUCUACCAGUCCCUCUACCAGUCCCUCUACCAGUGCCUCUACCAGUUCCCCUACCAGUCCCUCUACCAGUGCCUCUACCAGUGCCCCUACCAGUGCCUCUACCAGUGCCCCUACCAGUGCCUCUACCAGUGCCUCUACCAGUCCCUCUACCAGUGCCUCUACCAGUGCCUCUACCAGUGCCCCUACCAGUGCCUCUACCAGUCCCUCUACCAAUGCCUCUACCAGUGUCCCCUACCAGUGCCUCUACCAGUGCCCCUACCAGUGCCUCUACCAGUGCCCCUACCAGUGCCCCUACCAGUGCCUCUACCAGUGCCUCUACCAGUGCCUCUACCAGUCCCUCUACCAGUGCCUCUACCAGUCCCAAAAGAGAGUCAUCUUCAGGGACCCAUCCAUGCCCAUAACCAAUCAUAACCUAUCUAACAAUAAUUGCAUCUUUUAG
Messenger RNA from Oncorhynchus kisutch (coho salmon), 2034 nucleotides. RefSeq names its product proline-rich receptor-like protein kinase PERK2. NCBI's taxonomy places the organism in Eukaryota, Metazoa, Chordata, Actinopteri, Salmoniformes, Salmonidae. The coding region runs from base 814 to 2034 and encodes 406 amino acids. The record is from RefSeq and is a predicted model, not a curated record. The transcript has a single exon.